Molecule: messenger RNA, 2026 nt
Organism: Cydia splendana
Lineage: Eukaryota; Metazoa; Arthropoda; Insecta; Lepidoptera; Tortricidae
Gene: CPR15
Product: pupal cuticle protein 36a-like
Exons: 3
Coding region: 119-1141 (340 amino acids)
Cellular component (GO): chitin-based extracellular matrix
Molecular function (GO): structural constituent of chitin-based larval cuticle
Source: RefSeq, a predicted model, not a curated record
GCCUUCAGAGCACCGAGAAGCGAACUACGGCGCGGAGUAUAUAAUCCUGCAAUCGUCUUCACUCAUCACAGUCAUUCGUUCGGCUUCGUACAGCGAAUAUCUAAUUCACAUUUUCAAAAUGAAAUUGUUCGUAGUCGCAGCCAUCCUCGGAGUGUGCGCCGCCGGGCGUUUGGAGAACACCUACCUGCCUCCUGGCAGCAGUGGCUCUGGAUUUGGCCAAGGAGGCGCUGGAGGCUUCGGCCACGCCGCGGCUGGUGCAGGUGGCCACGCUGGUGGCUUUGGACAGAGAGGCUCGGCUGGUUUCGGCCAAGGCGGAGCUGGAGGUUUCGGAGGCGCUAGCCACGGAGGAUUCGGCCAAGGAGGCGCUAGCCACGGAGGAUUUGGUCAAGGAGGCGCUGGCCACGGAGGAUUUGGUCAAGGAGGCGCUGGCCACGGAGGUUUUGGCCAAGCCGGCGCUGGCGCUGGUGGUUUCGGACAAACCCAACACGGCGGCAACCUCUACAACUCCGGCGGCUUCCAGCAGUCAUACAGCCAGCAAAGCUCCCGUCCCCAAGACGCUGGUGCCCAAAUCCUGAGGUCCAACAGCGAGGUCACCGCUGAAGGCUUCUCUUACGACUUCGAGACCUCCAACGGCAUCCGCGCUGACGCUCAAGGCGUGGCCACUAAUGGAGUCCAGUCUCAGGGUAGCUUCGGAUACAAGGGUGAUGAUGGCCAGGACUACAGCAUCUCGUACACCGCUGAUGAGAACGGAUACCGCCCCCAGGGUGCCCAUCUUCCCACCCCUCCCCCCAUCCCGGAGGAGAUCCUGAAGUCUCUGGAACAGAACGCCCGUGAUGAGGCUGCUGGCAUCUCUGACGAUGGCUCAUACCACGGCGAGGGCGCUGGCUCCGGCUCCGGCUACUCUGGCAACCAAUACCAGCAACCAUCCGGCCAGUACGGCGCUCCCAGCCGAACCUUCCAGCAGCCCAAGAACUUCGGCGGCUCCUCGGGUAACUUCGGUGGCUCUUCUGGUAGCUUCGGUGGCUCUUCCAACUUCGGUGGUUCUUCCUUCGGUGGUGCCGCUUCCCGCCAAUACCUGGCCCCCAAGGCUGGCCCUAAUGGCUCAGGAAACUUCAACUCUAGGACCGGAUACCAAUAUUAGGAGCUCAAGACAAAUGGAUACUGAUGAGUUAAAACCAAACUAACAAUAAUUAGAUCUUAUGUCAAUGGAAUAAGGUUUUCGAAUGGUCAAUUUAUUGUAUCAAUGAUGUUGAUGAUAUUCUAUGUACAGAUGUAGUGCAUAAUUAUUUUCCAUCGUAUUUUCACGGUAACUUACGAAUGUGUCUUGCUAUUUCAGUCAGUCUCGGUAGUCUCGUACUGACAUUGACUGAACUAGAAAUACGAUGGAAAACAAUUAUGUAAAUUAUGCAGUACAUCUGUAACCAUCUUUGAUUUGUCAGUUUUGUUGUGUCAUAUUGUAUAGAAUUUGCAUUGAUUGUGAUUUGUAUCUACUGAUUUGCCGUCGGCCGAAUUAGCAAAAUUUUCACAUUUAUAAGUUUUGGAAAUGUCUCAUAUUUUGUAUGGGGGUCGAAAUUUUCCAUUUCCAUGAAAUUUUCCAAUUGCACCUCUGUACUUGUAUCCCACUGUUUUUUUUCAUUAUAUAGCUUUUUUGUAUCUGAUGUUGUAUAGAUUUUGUCAUCCAUAUUGACACUUAUUUAAUAUUCGCUUCUUUCUGUAUCAUCAUUAGAGUUAAUUAUUAUAUAUAAUGGACAAAGCUGUGAACUAUUGAUGUGAUUUAUAAUAAUAUAAGAAUUAUUACUACUGUUGCCAUUAACUAUUUCUUCUAACUAAUAUGAUCUCAAUCUUUCGACAAUUCUGUAUCAAAAAUAAAUUUCUACUGUUGUGAAAAUAGUCGUAAGUUAAUACAUAUACUCAAAUGGACAGUAAUAUAUUUAAGAAAAUGACAAAAAAAUGUUUGUAUUGUAAAUGUAAGUCAUUGUAAAUAUCGAACACAAUAAACGAAGGUUGAACCUCAGAUUUGUAAAAA